GAAACCUGUGACCUAUCCCGUUUAAACCCUGAAAAAUAUAUCUUUCCCCUUCAAACAUAUCUAACGCUAAAACCCUAACAACCGUACCCUCUGUAUCUUCUCGUCUUUCCUCCAAGACCCCAUCGGCAUCAAGGAAACUCCCUCAAUGAUGAUGAGCUCAGUGUUAAGAAGAUCGUCUUCCAUGGCUGCUAGACGAACACUCGCUGCCGCCUCCACCACCAAUUCCAUCGACGCUCUCUUACACCAUCUAUUAUCUCCCGCCACGCCGCCUACUGGGCCUUUUGCGGCCAAAGCUGGUUUCACCUCGGUCUCAACCGUACCUUUAUUUAACCUCAGAGCUCAGGAUCGUCCGUUCUUGCUCAAAGCGAGAGACUUCCAUGUGAAAUCUGGACCGUUGAGCUUCAAAGCGUCGCUUGCACCGCAAGCUGAGUACGCAGUGGAUGAAUACGAUACCUUUGAUGAAGAGAAGGGGCUUAAGGGAAUUAGCAGCAGCAACAAGAAUAGUGUUAGUGAUGAUGGACUUGAGAUUUCUAAGCUUGGAAUUUCGAAAGAAAUUGUUACAGCUCUGGAGAGCAGGGGCAUCACCAGACUCUUUCCUAUCCAGAGAGCUGUGCUUGAGCCAGCAAUGCAAGGGCGUGAUAUGAUUGGCCGUGCCAGGACAGGAACAGGAAAAACUCUUGCUUUUGGAAUUCCAAUACUUGAUAGAAUCAUCCAAUUCAAUGCUAAGCAUGGGCGUGGAAGGAAUCCUUUGUGCUUGGUGUUGGCUCCAACAAGAGAGCUUGCACGCCAAGUUGAGAAGGAAUUCCGAGAUUCUGCACCCAGCUUGGAUACAAUAUGUGUUUAUGGAGGUACACCAAUUGGUCGUCAAAUGAGGGAGCUUGACUAUGGUGUUGAUAUUGCGGUUGGCACACCUGGUCGCAUUAUUGAUCUACUCAAGAGAGGUGCUCUAAAUUUAUCGGAGGUUCAGUUUGUUGUUCUUGAUGAAGCUGAUCAGAUGCUUCAAGUAGGUUUUGCAGAGGAUGUUGAAACAAUCUUACAAAGGUUGCCACAGAAUCGUCAGAGCAUGAUGUUUUCAGCAACAAUGCCAAAUUGGAUCAGAAGCCUCACACAGAAGUACCUAAAAAAUCCACUAACUAUUGAUCUUGUUGGAGAUUCAGAUCAGAAGCUAGCAGAUGGAAUUUCCUUAUAUUCAAUAGGAUCAGACAUGUAUGGAAAAGCAUCCAUUAUUGGUCCUCUGAUAACAGAACAUGCAAAAGGAGGAAAAUGUAUAGUAUUUACUCAGACAAAACGUGAUGCUGAUCAACUUGCAUGUGCGAUGGCGAGAAGCUUUAAGUGUGAAGCUUUGCAUGGUGAUAUAUCACAAAGCCAAAGGGAGAGAACACUUUCUGGCUUCCGAGAUGGGCGCUUCAAUAUUUUAGUUGCUACCGAUGUUGCUGCCCGAGGUCUUGAUAUACCUAAUGUUGAUUUGAUAAUACAUUAUGAGAUUCCAAACUCGUCAGAAACUUUUGUUCAUCGAACUGGCCGAACUGGUCGUGCUGGGAAGAAAGGAAGUGCGAUUCUCAUCUAUACUCAGGAGCAGGCAAGGGCUGUGAGGGGUAUUGAGAGAGAAGUAGGGUGCAAAUUUACUGAGCUCCCUAGGAUCAGUGCUGCCGAUGGAAGCGGGGACCUCUUCAAUCAGAUGGGAAAUGGUUUUCGAUCUGGG
Molecule: messenger RNA, 1702 nt
Organism: Carica papaya (papaya)
Lineage: Eukaryota; Viridiplantae; Streptophyta; Magnoliopsida; Brassicales; Caricaceae
Product: DEAD-box ATP-dependent RNA helicase 9, mitochondrial-like
Cellular component (GO): cytosol
Molecular function (GO): ATP binding; RNA helicase activity; nucleic acid binding
Source: RefSeq, a predicted model, not a curated record